Molecule: messenger RNA, 579 nt
Organism: Coniosporium apollinis CBS 100218
Lineage: Eukaryota; Fungi; Ascomycota; Dothideomycetes
Exons: 2
Coding region: 1-579 (192 amino acids)
Biological process (GO): mitochondrial respiratory chain complex IV assembly
Cellular component (GO): mitochondrial inner membrane
Source: RefSeq, a predicted model, not a curated record
AUGAUCCCACGAAGCCUACUCCGCGCCCGUCUCGCGCCCCUCCUCCGCCGCAAUGUCCCCCACCGCACCCUCAUCGCCGCCCCCCGCGCCGGCUCCGGUCCCCUGAUGGAACGUCGGCCCGACCGCGCCCUUCCCGCCAUAUCCUCUUCCCGGCGCUGGAUCCUGCCCACGACGCUCUUCCUCUCGAUCAUCACGCUCUCCACACUAGCCAUCUUCAACUACCAGAAGUCCUCGAGCAGCGUGGUGAACAGCACGUUGUACGCGCUACGGACGCACAAAGAGGCGAGAGAGGCGCUGGGGGACGAGAUUUACUUCGCGCACAAGGUGCCGUGGGUGUGGGGUACGAUUGAUCAGUUGCAUGGACGGAUUGAUAUCAGGUUUAUGGUUAAGGGGCGACGGCAGAGGGGGGAGAUGAGGUUUAGGAGUAUCAGGAAGGGGAGGAGGGGUUAUUUCGAGACGCUGGAGUGGAGUCUGAAGACAGAGGAUGGGAAGGUGAUUGAGCUGCUGAAACCUGAUGCGCCGGAUCCGUUCAGGGCGGUUGAGGAGCAGGGGGGUACGAUGGCUGAGGAGACGAUUUGA